Messenger RNA from Melanotaenia boesemani (Boeseman's rainbowfish), 1536 nucleotides. Its product is annotated as pyrin-like. The coding region runs from base 64 to 1389 and encodes 441 amino acids. The record is from RefSeq and is a predicted model, not a curated record. Gene Ontology annotation, molecular function: protein binding. Lineage: Eukaryota; Metazoa; Chordata; Actinopteri; Atheriniformes; Melanotaeniidae. The transcript has 2 exons.
CCCUUCUGUGACUGCAUGGUUUGAAGUUUAGUUUAAGGGGAUUUUCUGAUCAUCGAAUGAUCCAUGAUGACUGCUCCUAAAGAGGAUCUGUGGAAAACCCUGAGCGACUUGACAGAAAAGGAGUUCAAGCUAUUUAAGUGGUUUCUGAAAGAAGGUGAUUCAGAAAACAGUUUCUCUGGUAUCCCUGUGGCCCGGCUGGAGGGGGCAGACAGACUAGACACAGUGGAUGUAAUGGUGCAAAAAUAUUGCGGUCCUGGAGCUCUGCAGAAAUCCACAGAGAUUUUGGAGAAGAUCAGCAGGAAUGACCUGGUCAAGCGUUUGUCAGACAUGAGCUCAAGAUGGAGAGACCUGAAGAACCUGGAAAGUGACUCUGACAGACAGAAGGCCAAAGCUGCACAGAUGAAGGCUGGAAUUAGGCUGAUGAUUCAGGAGAGACAGCUGAAGAUCAGUGAAAUCCAACAUUCAGCAGAGAUCAGUAGGAAAUCUGCGGACCAACAGACUUCAGACAGCAUGCAGGUCUUUACUGUUCUGAUGCAGUUGGUCCAGAAAAGUCUGGAAAACCUCAAAGAACAGAUUGAAGAGAAGCAGAAGACGACACAGAGACAGGCUGAGAGAAUUAUCCAAGGGCUGGAGCAGGAAAUCUCUGAGCUUAACAAAAGAGAAGGUGAGAUUGAAAACCUCGUUCACACAGAAGAUGACCUCCAAAACAUCUCCACCACUGAGAACCUUCCUUUACCAUCGUAUGGAACAACUGUGAUGACCACUGUGAAUGAAUUAAAGGAAAAGCUCAACAAAGAGAUGGAAAGGUUCCUCAAUAAGGCCAAGCUGAACAGGAUCCAGCAGUUUGCAGUGCAUGUGACUCUGGACGCUCUAACAGCCCAUCCCAAUCUCGUUUUGUCUGACGAUGGGAAACAAGUUCGCUUUAGUAAGAGGAAACAAAAUCUUCCAGACAACCCAGAAAGAUUCAGCUCUGCUGUCAAUGUCUUGGGGAAGCAGAGCUUCUCCUCAGGAAGGUUUUACUUUGAGGUGCAGGUGAAAGGAAAGACUGCAAGGGAUUUAGGUGUAGUCAAAGAAUCGAUCAGCAGGAAAGGAUCGAUCACAGCGAGUCCUGAAGGAGGUCACUGGACUAUUUGUUUAAGAGGGGGAGAUAAGUACAAAGCAUCUUCGGUUCAUCUCAGUGUAACAACUCCACCACAUAAAGUUGGUGUGUUUGUGGAUUAUGAGAAAAAGUCAGUUGGGUUUUAUAAUGUCGAUUCUGCAGACCUCAUUCACUGUUUCUCCGACUGUUUAUUUACAGAGAAACUCUAUCCAUUCUUCAGUCCAAGUCUGCAUCAUGGUGGCCUGAACGUCACCCCUCUUAUCAUCUGUCCUGUCAGUUACACUGAUUAGAUCUUAACUGAUUAUUGUAAUCUGUGAUUGUAAUUACAGUUACAGUAAGUAAUCUUUGGGUGGUUUGGGUGUAGUAUUGGUUUUUGCCACUAGAUGGUGUCACUUCCUCCUGGAUGAUAUUCAUAUAAGUGUUGCUCGCUCUACUUU